AGCUCUCCUGCUGCAAGGUACCUUCUUCCUUGGCGUGGUUUAUAUCACUUCCUAACUAUGGACAAAGCCUCCCCUAUAGAGGCCCUAUGAUGUAGUUUCGAUGGUACCAAUUACAAUCUAUGGGCCAUCCACUUUCAGAGUUUUCUCAAGGGUCGUGGUUUGUGGGGACUAAUUGAUGAAUCUGUUAGUCCCUACUUCCAUAGAUGCCGACAAAGUGGUUGAGUGAGAAAUGAAAAAUGGACGAAUUAUUACCUGGAUGCUCGAUUCGGUUGAUCGGUCAAUUGUUGUUGGCCUCACGCCACAUCGCACUGCUAAGGCAAUGUGGGAGCAUCUCCAAACUAUUUAUCAACAGAGUAAUACGACUCGGUUAUACCACCUGGAAUAAGAUCUGGUUCACCUUACUCAAGGUGACAAAAGUAUUCAAACAUUCUACUCUACAAUGGUUACAAUUUGGACAGAGAUGGCUAUGAUGGAUCCAGAAUUCCUUAAUGACUUUAAGAUAUUCCAAACAAUGCAUGAUAGUGCGCAAGUUAGACAAUUUCUUAUGAAGUUGCGUCCGGAAUUUGAGCAUUGUAGGGCUGCUCUCCUGAACCGUAGCCCAACUCCUUCAAUGAAUUCGGUUAUUAAUGAUUUAUUAGCUGAGGAACAACGACUGCAAGUUCUCUCUCAAGGACCAUCUCAGGGACCAUCUGAUAUGAUACUCGCUGUAUCUACCUCUGCACCAAACCGUGGUUUCACUUCUUUAACUUGUUGCAGCUGUAACAAAGUGGGACAUGUUGUCGCUCAGUGCAAAGAUUGGUGCGCUUAUUGUCGACAGACUGGUCAUGGUAUUCAGGACUGUUGUUCACGUGCCUAUGCAUCCUCAUUCGGCCGUGGACAUGGUGGUCGAGGUCGUGGCCGUGGUCGUCCUCUUUCUGCUACUUCUGCGACUAAUUCUUCCGAGCCUUCUGUUAGUGAUACUUCAUCUACUGUUUCUGCUAGAAGUCUUUCCUCACCUUUGACUCCUGCGAUGCUCCAACAGAUCGUGCAGGCCCUUUCUGCGGCCGGUAUGUCAGGAUCUGGCAACGGGGAAGGUACUUGGGAAGGGUAGGCGGCAUGGAUAUCUGUACGUGUUGGACUUUGACUCAUCCGUCACUUCGGCUCGUUGUUUCUUUUCUCCAUCUUCCUCGGAUAUUUGUUCAGCAAAUAAAAUGUGGA
Magnolia sinica is the source of this 1197-nucleotide messenger RNA. RefSeq lists its product as uncharacterized. Gene Ontology annotation, molecular function: nucleic acid binding; zinc ion binding. The transcript is spliced from 2 exons. The record is from RefSeq and is a predicted model, not a curated record. Bases 440 to 1090 code for a protein of 216 amino acids. Lineage: Eukaryota; Viridiplantae; Streptophyta; Magnoliopsida; Magnoliales; Magnoliaceae.